Messenger RNA from Leptosia nina, 1617 nucleotides. The record is from the annotation of a GenBank genome assembly. Lineage: Eukaryota; Metazoa; Arthropoda; Insecta; Lepidoptera; Pieridae.
AUGAGAGAGUCGUUGAUGUGUAUGUACUCUAUUAAAAUGUCAGUUAUUGUCGUACCUGAUAUGUCAGCCGGAAUAUCAGUUAACGACUACUACAAGGGAAAAAAUGUCCUUCUUACUGGAGGCACGGGGUUCAUGGGAAAAGUCUUGAUCGAGAAGCUUCUAUACAGCGUACCAGACAUUGGCACCAUCUAUGUCCUUAUGCGGCCAAAGAGGGGGAAAUCGGUGAACCAAAGGUUGGAGGAAAUGCAGCGGUUACCGCUCUUCGACCGAACUCGGAACGAAAGACCAUCAAGUUUCAAAAAGAUCAAAGUCCUUCAAGGUGACGUGCUCUUCGAAAACUUCGGACUGUCAGAUGUCGAUAUAGAACGACUAUCAGAAGAAAUAUACCUCGUAUUCCACUUCGCUGCGACUCUUAGAUUGGAAGCUCCGCUGAAAGACAGCAUUAAUAUGAACACGUGUGGCACACAAAGGACGUUAAACGUGGCCAAACGGUUGAAGAAGUUAGAAGCCUUGAUACAUCUUUCUACCGCCUUCUGUUAUCCUGAUUAUAAAGUUCUGGCGGAAAAGAUUCACGCACCAACAGUAAUACCAGCGGAUGUUAUGCGACUCAUUGAAUGGCUAGAUGACAAGCAAUUGUCGCUACUGACUCCAUCUCUACUGGGUGCUCACCCCAACUGCUAUACAUACUCGAAGAGAUUGGCUGAGUCGUUAGUGUCUGAUGCGUUCGAUUCCAUGCCUGUUGUUAUUGCUCGGCCUAGUAUAGUUUGUCCAGCGUGGACCGAACCGGUGCCUGGAUGGGUGGAUAACCUCAAUGGCCCUGUGGGUCUGAUGAUUGGUGCUGGAAAGGGUGUGAUAAGAAGCAUGUUAUGUGACGGCAGUUAUUUUGCUCAAGUAAUUCCUGUUGAUACUGCUAUCAACGCCAUUAUAGCUAUAGGGAUGAUUGAAGGAUCGAGAAAGGAGAAGCCAGAAGUGAUACCAAUAUACAACAUAAACAGCGGUCAUCAAAAACCGACAACAUGGGGUGAUGUACUAAGAAUAGGAAAGGAGUACGGGAGAAAGUUUCCCUUGUCUUGGCCACUUUGGUACCCAAACGGGGACAUCACCACGAACUACCCGUUACACGAGUUCAAGAGAAUUUUCUACCAUCUCCUACCAGCUUAUUGUAUAGACUUUUUGCUUCUUAUUAUGGGGCAGAAGAGAUUCAUGCUUCGAGUACAAGAAAAAAUAAGCCAAGGCCUUGAAGUGUUGCAGUACUUCACCAUGAGACCCUGGAACUUUCCGUGUCCAAACUUUGAAAGCAUCCUCACAAAACUACAGCCAGAAGACAGACAAACAUACAACACAGAUCUAACUGACGUCGACAAGGGGGAAUACAUUAAUAGUUGUAUCGAAGGCGGUAGAAUUUACUGCCUAAAAGAAGACCCGGCCAAAAUACGUAUUAACAGACUUCAUCAUAACUUCCUUUACGUUUUGGAUUGGAUUGUGAAAAUCAUGUUUUGGCUUUUCAUCUUCUCACUUUUGGCUAAGUGGUUGGCACCGGUCAAAGAUUUACUCAGCUAUGGAGAACCAGUAGUCAAGCGCUUGCCUCUAUUGGGACCAGCCGUUUUUGAUAAAUAA